Molecule: messenger RNA, 2344 nt
Organism: Serpula lacrymans var. lacrymans S7.9
Lineage: Eukaryota; Fungi; Basidiomycota; Agaricomycetes; Boletales; Serpulaceae
Exons: 15
Coding region: 16-2133 (705 amino acids)
Molecular function (GO): flavin adenine dinucleotide binding; N,N-dimethylaniline monooxygenase activity; NADP binding
Source: RefSeq, a predicted model, not a curated record
CCCCACCAUCUUACUAUGCCUACGAAACAACCACGUUCGUCGUCGACAUCAAAAACCACCGUCGAAUUCAUCAAAACUUGGCUUUUCAACAUCUUCACUCCCUUCAGCCUCCUAUUACAUCUCUUUUAUCUCACAAUCCAGAGUGUCAUCAUCCUUCUAUUCAAACCUCGUUUUCCUCCAAAAGAGAUCAAACAUCCUUAUGCUCGCAUCGCAGUCAUAGGUGCAGGCCUGACUGGCGUGUCUUCCGCUGCCCAUGCUAUUGCUCACGGUUUUGAUGUUGUCUUGUACGAAGCAAGCGAUCGCCCGGGUGGAAUAUGGUCUCGCGAAAAUAAAACAUCUGGUCUGCAGCUGAAUUCACUGCUUUAUCGCUUCCAUCCUGGUGUGCAGUGGUCCCGCGCAUUCCCUCAGCGAGAUGAAAUCCUUGAUCAGAUAUCAAAAAUAUGGAAAGAGUAUGGGCUUGAGUCAAGGACGCGUCUGAAUACUCCGGUGGAAAAAGUUCAACGUAUUCGUAGAGUGUGUGAAGACUCGGACUCAACUGAGAGUCCUGAAGGAUAUGUAGCCUCGCCCUCCCAGUGGAUUAUCAACGGAGGUGAGGAUGGUAAAUUCGACGCAAUGAUUGUGACUAUUGGAACUUGCGGUAAGCCGAAGUGGGUUGGCUUCGAAGGCAUGCCAGACGGCGUUGGUAAAUCUCAAGGUGCGAAGAAGAGUAAGGAUCAGGCGGAUACGGGAGACGAAGGACUCAAGAGUGAGAAACGUAAAGGGCAACACCUCUCGGACGAGGAUAACAUGGCAAAAGGCAACGUAGGACUCAAAGGUGCCCGAAAGCAGCCAAAACGAGGCAAGCACGAACUUGUCGAAGAGACUACCAAAGUCGAAAAUAUUACCGCUGCUAAGCACGAUGAAAGUGAAACAGCAUCGCCAACUACACCAAUCAAGGAGACGGCGCAUUAUCCAUUUAUUCAGCCAUAUCCACAACGUGAAUCUCCUCAUGUUAAGGGAAAAGAAGCACGCGCGAAGGAUCAGGAUACAUACGAAGGUCCAGUUUUGCAUUCCUCACAACUGGAUAAUGCUACACCAGAAGUAUUGAAAGGGAAGACAGUGGUCGUAGUUGGCAGUGGUGCUUCCGGUGUCGAAGCAGUGGAAACAGCUCUAGGGCGAGGAGCUGCGCGAUGUGUGAUGUUGGCGCGAGAAGACAAGUGGAUUAUUCCAAGAAAUAUCGUAUUUGACACGUUUCUCUCUGCACAGCCCUUUGGGCGGGAAAUGCCAUUCAGCUUCUUGUGGGAGAAUUUCCUUCGAGUCUGGCAAUAUCACGGUGUUCAAGAUUUGGUACCGGAAAAGGGCAUAUUUGGAGGUACACCUGUUGUCAACGACGAGUUUCUUGGGCAUGUCCGACGUGGUCGAUGUGUGUAUAUACGCGGGGACACAUUGCGUUUCACUCGUCACGGUGUACUUGCGAAUGUACGCGAGCGUAUCGAGCGUGGUGAAUCGCUUGGCCUCGGUGGUGGGGUCAGGGAAUGCGACGUGAAAGACAUCAAGGAACAAACAGGGAGGGUGCACGAACCGAGAGAAAAGAAGAAGGGCACGAUAAUUGACAAGCCUAGUCAGAAGGACUUACCCAGGGUCGAGGAAAUCGCCGCUGAUAUCAUUGUGCUUGCCACUGGGUAUGAGAGACCCGACCUAAGCUUUUUGCCUAAGGAGUUGUUCCCCGAGGGAUAUGAUAGACCGAACAUGUACCUACAAAACUUCUCCACUGAGGAUUGGUCUGUUUUGAUGACAAAUUCAGCGUAUCUGAACGCUAUAGGCACAGUUGGACAUUUCCAUAUUGGAAUAUACACUCGCAUUCUGUUAACGCUUUUACUUGACCCAAAUGCGCGCCCUUCACCCAAAGAUAUGAAGCUUUGGGUUGAUGUAGUGCGCUUCGUCAAGAAAGGUGCUAGUGGCGGCGCAUUAGGAUUCUUCACGUAUAUGGAAUUAACGAUUUGGCUGAUAACGUUUCACCUUUUCCGACCUGACAGGCUUAGAUGGUUGUUCUUCAUUAUGCAAGGUUGGGGUGUGAGGCCUGACGAUGAGCGGUUAGUCCGGAACAUGAAGGAUGGAACCAGAAACGUGCAGGAAGGCAAAGUGGAAGUUUAGCCGCAGAAAUCGGAUGCUGGGGAAGAACACACAGAAGGCAGUGAACUGAUUAACUCUAGGUGGAACACACAAGCUAUUGUGUUGACCAUUUUAUUCUAAGAUCUAUUGUAUUUUUACGUAUGGGAGAGGGAUUCGCAUCUCAGAUCUUAGUAUCAAUGUAUGACUCCACCUAAACUGCAAGCUAUUGCUGUGUCGUUAUCAUGCUCAGGAA